Messenger RNA from Pecten maximus, 1732 nucleotides. RefSeq names its product p21-activated protein kinase-interacting protein 1-like. Lineage: Eukaryota; Metazoa; Mollusca; Bivalvia; Pectinida; Pectinidae. The transcript has 9 exons. Bases 97 to 1461 code for a protein of 454 amino acids. The record is from RefSeq and is a predicted model, not a curated record. Gene Ontology annotation, molecular function: protein binding.
GCGGUGACGUAGUACACAACACAAGAACCGAGAAGAAGCACGUGGACGACAUGCCGUCUGGGUCAUUAUAAAUUAUAGAAAUUUAUAAUAUUUAUAAUGGAAGAAUUAAUCAUGGAAGUUGUCGUCGGUACUUAUGACGAGGUCCUACUCGGUUAUAAGAUAAUUAGGGUUGCAGAGGCCUACCAGUUCGAUCAGAGUUUUACAGACCAUUCACAUAUGGGAUGUGUGAAAACCUUAUCAAUAUCAAAGAAAGGGAUCCUAGCGUCCGGUGGUACAGAUGAGACGAUCCGCUUGAUUAACCUUAAGAAGAGGACAGAACUUGGUUCCCUAGUCCAACAUUCAGGCACGGUGACGUGUUUGAAAUUCCACCAAGGCAGUCACAUGUUCAGCACGAGCGAGGAUGGCACAAUAGGGAUGUGGAAGUACUUUACCUGGGAGUGUUUGAAAACUCUUCGAGGACACACGUCGGCCGUUAAUUACAUUUCCAUUCACCCAAGUGGGAGGCUAGCUCUGUCAGUGGGACGAGAUAAGACGCUACGUACCUGGAACCUGAUUACUGGGCGGUCUGCCUACACCACCAACAUCAAACAAGAGGCUUCUCAGGUUGUUUGGUCCCCAAGUGGUAACCACUAUGCUGUGGUCUUUUUCACAAGAAUCGACAUAUAUAAUACACAGACAGCUGAAGUCAUCAGCACAGUGAAAACAACACACAGAGUCAAUGACUUGGCUUUCAUUUCUAAAACAGUACUUGUGUAUGGAGGAGAAGGAGGACAGGUGUAUUUCUACAACAUCGUCAACAAAACCACUGUUCAUAACUUAGACACACAGACAAACAGAAUUCGAGCCAUGACUGUUGUGCCUGCACCACCAGAGGAAUGUGAGGAGAGCAUUGAAAACAGCCACUGGCUGUUCACAGCCUCCAGCGAUGGACACAUCAAAAUAUUCAAAGUACAGUGUGACGAGGAUGAAGUGCAUACUGCUCUUGUAGUUUCCCAUAACACCACCUUCAGAGUGACGUGCAUGGCAGUGUCCGUGUUCAAAAGUAAAUCCAAAGAAGGCACAAAGAAAGAUUCUCAGCAUGUCAAUGUCAAAAAAAUAAAAGGUGAAUCACAGGAGGUUGUCACGGAUACAAAGACAGAAAAAUCACAGAAGGAGGCAUCAAAAGGCACAUCUCGGGACAAAUCACAGGUGGCUGAUAAAAAGUUGAAAAAAGUUGGGAAAGUCUCCAGGAAAAGAAAGACUGAAACAGAAUCACAGGAUUCUGGAGUUAAUGUGUCACAUGAAGUUCGCAGUGAGAAUGAAAGCACGAAAACAAAGAAAGUCAAAUUCAGUGAAACUGUUACAUCAGAAAAAACAACAAAGAAACUUAAAAAAAUCAAACAGAAAAAAGAAGUCGCAAAAUCUAAAUGCCAUGUUACGUUUCCAGAUGGUAAACAGAAGAAAAAGAAGAUGAAAUCUUGAUUUACAAUAAACAAUUUUAUUCACAGAAUAUCUUAAUGAUUUAUAGUUGUAUGUCAAUCAGUCUUAAACAUUAACAGAACACAAACAAAUACUUCACGAUGUACACUCAUCUCCCUUUCCACAAAUUUUAUUCAGAUUAUAUGAUGUAAAAUGAAUUGUAUCUGCGAUACUAUAUUGAGGAAUAUUUGAUACAAAUUAACAUUUUUUGUAGCACCAAAGAAUAAACCAUUGUCUACAUUGCAAGUAGCCCUCAAUUCAAAUGUUAGUAUAU